Molecule: messenger RNA, 3449 nt
Organism: Harpia harpyja (harpy eagle)
Lineage: Eukaryota; Metazoa; Chordata; Aves; Accipitriformes; Accipitridae
Gene: CHST2
Product: carbohydrate sulfotransferase 2
Exons: 1
Coding region: 332-1639 (435 amino acids)
Biological process (GO): sulfur compound metabolic process; carbohydrate metabolic process; N-acetylglucosamine metabolic process
Cellular component (GO): Golgi membrane
Molecular function (GO): N-acetylglucosamine 6-O-sulfotransferase activity
Source: RefSeq, a predicted model, not a curated record
CCCUUGCGGCCGCGCUGCGGGGCGGAGCGGAGCGCGGCGCCGCCUCGCCCCCGCGGCCGCCGUGAGCUGGGCUGCGGCGGCGCCCGCGGCCGCUGGACGAUGGCGGCGCGGAAGAAGCGCGGGUGGCCGCGCGGCUGCUAAGUAGGGCAGCGGCGGGGCGGGGGCAGCGGCGGCGGCGGCGGCGGGGCCGUCGCGGCGGCUGCGCCAUGCGGGCCGGGCGCGGGGGGGCCGGCCGGGAGACGGCACCGGGGGCGGCGCGCCCUGCUGCUGCCCGCCGCGGGCCCCGGGGCGCCGGGGCGCUGAGCAACAGUUGGCCCCGCCGCCGCCCAGCAUGAAAGUGUGCCGGCGGAAGGCGCUGGCGCUGUGCCUGGGCUACGCGCUCCUGCUGCUCCUCGCCGCCCUCAACCUGCUGGAGUACAAGUGGCGGCGGGAGCCGCGGCGCUGCGGGGAGCCCCCGGCCGCCCCCCGCCACCGCCCCCCACCGCCGCCGCCGCCGCCGCCGGCCGGGAGCCGCGGUCCGGCCGGCGCCCGGCGGCAGCUGGUCUAUGUCUUCACCACCUGGCGCUCGGGGUCGUCCUUCUUCGGGGAGCUCUUCAACCAGAACCCCGAGGUCUUCUUCCUCUACGAGCCGGUGUGGCACGUCUGGCAGAAGCUGUACCCCGGGGACGCCGUCUCGCUGCAAGGGGCGGCCCGCGACAUGCUGAGCUCCCUGUACCGCUGCGACCUCUCCGUCUUCCAGCUCUACAGCACGGCGGGCGCUGGCAAGAACCUCACCACGCUGGGCAUCUUCGGGGCGGCCACCAACAAGGUCAUCUGCUCCUCGCCCCUCUGCCCGGCCUACCGCAAGGAGGUGGUGGGCAUGGUGGAUGACCGGGUGUGCAAGAAGUGUCCCCCGCAGCGCCUCAGCCGCUUCCAGGAGGAAUGCCACAAGUAUCGCACGCUGGUCAUCAAGGGCGUCCGCGUCUUCGACCUGGCCGUCCUCGCCCCGCUCAUGCGGGACCCGACCCUGGACCUCAAAGUCAUCCACCUGGUGCGGGACCCCCGGGCCGUUGCCAGCUCCCGCAUCAAGUCCCGGCACGGCCUUAUCCGGGAGAGCCUGCAGGUGGUGAGGAGCCGGGACCCCCGCAUCCACCGCAUGCCCUUCCUUGAUGCCGGCCACAAGCUGGGUGGAAAGAAGGAGGGUGGGGGCGGCUCGGACUACCAUGCCCUGGGUGCCAUGGAGGUCAUCUGCAGCAGCAUGGCCAAGACCCUGCAGACUGCUCUGCACCCCCCUGACUGGCUCCAGGGCAACUACAUGGCUGUGCGCUAUGAGGACCUGGUGGUCGAGCCCAUCAAGACCCUGCGGCAGGUGUACGGCUUCGUCAACCUGGCAGUCAGCCCAGAGAUGGAGAAGUUCGCCCUCAACAUGACCAGUGGCCCCGGCUACUCCUCCAAGCCCUUCGUGGUGUCGGCCAGGAACGCCACCCAGGCGCUGAGUGCCUGGAGGACUGCGCUCAGCUACCAGCAGAUCAAGCAGGUCGAGGAGUACUGCCACCAGCCCAUGGCCCUGCUGGGCUACGAGAGGGUCGGCAGCCCCGAAGAGGUGAAGGACCUCAGCAGAACGUUGCUCAGGAAGCCGACUGCUCUUGGGGGCGGCUGAGCCCUGCCGGGGAGAGAGGAGCCGCUCCGGCUGGCUUGAGUGAGGGAGGGAGCUGGGAAAAGCAACCUGGUUUCCGAUUUCCUCCCAAGACUGCUGAAGGGUAACAUACAGUAAUGUGAUGAUUUCUUUCUUUCUUUUUUUUUCUCAUCCCCCCCCCCCCCGCCUUGUAUUGGGUUAGAUGCGAUUAAAAAAAUAAAGUGGAACUGAAAAUAUGUGUAAAGGCCCUUUCCCUUUCUCUAAAAUGCCAGGCAGUGAUUCUGUACCAAAAUCUUGUUUAUGGAGUUCUUGUGGGUUUGAAGAUGGUAACAAAAACUCUUGCACAAUUCCUAACACAUCUUUAUUUCCCUUGGUGCGGAGGGGAUGCCCUUGGAAAGCAUAACGCUGAAAAUCAGACUUUUGUGUGAAAGCAAAUGUUCAGACAUGAUAGUAAUAAAAAAAACCAAUAAAUGAUAUUCAUUUUUAUAAUUACCUCAAUUGUUUGGGAAUUACAGCGUUGCGUAUGUACAGCUGGAGGGGAUGCUUGCUUAAAAUAGCAAUGUGGACUUUUUAAAGGGUAUGGGUGGAGGGCUGGAGUGCAACGUUUGACGUGUUCGAAGAUGAGGAGCUGCUCUUGCAGAAACAAGUACAGAUCUCACAAAUGUGGUUUAGGUUUUAUGGCUAUGUCAAAGCAGGUUUCUAUUUAACUAUUGUCUUUUUGUUGUAUUUAAAAAGUCUUUCAAGUGCCACUGUAUUAGUGUCCUAAGAGUUUUAAAACGUUUGCCAUCAUAGCAGUAUUUAUUUUUGUCUUGACAUGUAUGUCCAGGAGUCACUGUCAAAUAGAAGCGGAUCUGCAGUGUGAUAAGAAGUGCAGGAUUUAAAAAGACAUGUAUCAUACUGGAAACAUUAGCAUGUGUGAAAACAAAAAUAAAAUUAUAUAUAUUAUAUAUAUUCUAUAGUGCUAACAAUAGGUAAGAUAUGUAACGUAUUUCUUGAAUGGUGAUUGGUAACAGGCAUAACAGGGAAGCAUAGAAAAAUGGAUAAAAUGAUUUAUUUUUCCCCUUUGUAUAAAUGUCUGAGGGUAUAUUUAUGUACAAGGAGGGAGGAAAUGUGCAGCUGUGUGUUCAUAGCUAUAAUGGAGCUUUUACAGAGUAAACCUAGCGUUUGAUUUCAGUGCGCUGGUUAGAUGCUCGUUUCUUGUGAAUUGUCAUUGCUCUACGGUGGAGCCAGAUGGUGGUCUGGCUCUUUCUGGGAGCUUUGCCUAGAGACUCUGUCCCAUCGUUAAAACUUGAGGAGAAAAAAAAAAAAAAAAAAGAGAGAUUUUACUACUUCUGCUUUUAUAAUUUCCUGAAAAAGUCCUGGUUUAUUAAAGGUUAAGUGGUGUGUUGCAUAUGAGAAGUGCAGACACCUCAAGCAGUUUUUAAUCUUGGCGGUGUUCUCUGAUGCUCUUUGCAGGCUCAUUUUGGAACUUGAGUUUUUAAACAAAAGUGGUUUUGCCAAACUUCUCUUUGGAGACUAUAGACUUUUCUACAGGAAGUACAUUUUACAUUGCCUAUUUGGGUGUUGUGCCUUCAGAAAAUGUGAAGAGUAUGAAUAGGAAAAAGGAAAUUGAUUUGUGAAAAUAAAUUGAUAUAAACAGGAUGCUGAUAAGUGUGUGUGUGUGGGUAUGUGUGAAAUUUUAGUGAUGUGUAAUAUGUCUAUUUCUUGUAUUAGUACUUUAAGUUAAACAGGUGAUAACCGGCUACUAAGCGAUUUGAGUUCUUGAUGAAAUUUUGGCAUUAGAUGUUGAACUUUGAAAAGGAAACAUUUAAUAAACUAGUUAAAAGAUUAUUGC